GCCUGGAAGCCGGAAGCUGCGGCGCGGUCCGGGCGGGAGGACUGUGGGUGCCGGCGUCCCCGCAGGCUCCGCACCCUCCGCGCCGCCUCCGCUUCCCGCCUCUCUCUCGCCUCCCGCGCUGGUCCAGAAAGGGCCCCACGGAUGUCCCCGGGACGAGCGGCCCCGGGCCCCCAGGGAACAUGGGCGUGCUCCGGGCCGGACUGUGCCCGGGUCUCACCCAGGACAUGGUCCAGCUUCUGCGGAGCCGCGGGAUCAAGACAGUGGUGGACCUGGUUUCAGCAGACCUGGAGGAAGUAGCCCAGAAAUGUGGCUUGUCUUAUAAGGUCCUGGUUGCCCUGAGGCGGGUGCUGCUGGCUCAGUUCUCAGCUUUCCCCUUCAAUGGCGCUGAUCUCUACGAGGAGCUGAAGACCUCCACUGCCAUCCUGUCCACCGGCAUUGCAAGCCUGGACAAACUGCUGGACGCUGGUCUCUAUACUGGAGAAGUGACUGAAAUCGUAGGAGGCCCAGGUAGCGGCAAAACCCAGGUAUGUCUUCGUGUGGCUGCAAACGUGGCCCAUGGCCUGCAGCAGAACGUCCUAUACAUCGAUUCCACUGGAGGGCUCACAGCUUCCCGCAUUCUCCAGCUACUUCAGGCCAGAACCCCAGAGGAGGAGGAGCAGGCGGGAGCUCUCCAGAGGAUCCAGGUGGUGCGUGCGUUUGACAUCUUCCAGAUGUUGGAUGUGCUGCAGGACCUGCGAGGCGCUGUGUCCCAGCAGGUGAGCAGUUCUUCAGGGACUCUGAAGGUGGUGGUUGUGGACUCGGUCACUGCGGUGGUCGCCCCACUUCUGGGUGGUCAGCAGAGGGAAGGCUUGGCCUUGAUGAUGCAGCUGGCCCGAGAGCUGAAGACUCUGGCCCGGGACCUCAGCGUGGCACUGGUGGUGACGAAUCACAUGACCCGAGACAGGGACAGCGGGCAGCUCAAACCUGCCCUGGGACGCUCCUGGAGCUUUGUGCCCAGCACCCGGCUUCUCCUGGACACCGGCCAAGGUGCAGGAGCAUCAGGCAGCUGGCGCAUGGCAUGUCUGACCAAAUCUCCCCGUCUGCCAACAGGUUUCCAGGAGAUGGUGGACAUUGGGACCUGGGCGACUCCAGUGCAGAGCCCAACAUUACAGGGAGAUCACAUGUGACUUGCUGUUGAUUGGGACAAACCCUCCCACCAUGGGAAAUGGUGGCUGCAUAGAAGCUCUUGGGCUGGGCAGACAUCUUAGUCCUUAGCUCCUCUCUCUGGAAACACAGUGUUACUGGCUAGAGAGGAUGCUACUGUGGAAGGACCCAGAAAUUCAUGCCGGUACCAGGUUUUCCUCCCUUGUGUCUACUACGUAUGUUUCCAGCAGGUGUCGAGUUCAGUGUCUUGGGCAUCUCUGAAGAGGCAUGCUGGUGCCUGGACAGAUAACCCUGUGCAUCGCCGUACUGCACUCCAUCCUAACACAGUGACCGAGUCUGAGGCCUCUAGCUUGACUUUGCUUCCCUUCUUCUUCUUUUUGUUUUUCCAUCUGUAAGAUGGGGCUCCCUUUCUUUUAACUCUCUCUUUGAGUUACCGGGUGGAAUUAACCUUGUAAGUGCAAAACUCUUUAUCUAGGUCCUGAUAUUAAAAACAUACAAAGGAAAUUCUCUGAGCCCCAGAGCCAUCCAUUUUCCCCCCAGAAGGUGGUUUUUCAGUUUCCCCUAGUGAGGCCUCAAAGAAUGGUUAUUCCUCUUUCCCUCUUGCCCAUUUGGUUUCACAAACCUGCAUGCAUCACCAUGACCAGGUGAGACCGGGAGCUCACUGCAGUCCCAGGAAUAUAAUUUAACAGGAAGGGAAGAUGUGACCUGGUCCCCGUGAAUCCAGCCACUUGUUUAACGUGCGUGGUGCCCUGUGGGGCCCCUCCACAGUGUCGAGUAACCAGAGGUGCUGAACCAUGGCCUUGCCCAUAAACAGACAGAGGAGAAUUUGCACAGUAAGUAGAGCCAGCUGGGAAAAUUGAUGCUGGCAUAAAUAAUACAUGGUAAAUCUAGUCCUUUAUGUAGAAAUUCAUUGCCAGUGGCUCCAACAUGCAAUAUAAUUACCCCUCUCUUCCUGCCAGCUGUACCACAGCCUAGUGCCCUAGUGUAUGAAAUAACCCCCCUGUCUGUUAUGGGCACUGUGGCCAUCCCUCUUCAAGCUAUAACUCUGGCUGGGUGGGGAGGAGGACACCAGGGAAGAGGAAAUAAAAGACAAAGGAGAGAAAUGAUCAGGAUUGUUCACUGACCACAAUUUUUUUUUUUUUUU
This is a messenger RNA of Globicephala melas (long-finned pilot whale), 2287 nucleotides long. It is a transcript of the gene RAD51D, whose product is annotated as RAD51 paralog D. Gene Ontology annotation, biological process: telomere maintenance; reciprocal meiotic recombination; DNA strand invasion. Gene Ontology annotation, cellular component: replication fork; Rad51B-Rad51C-Rad51D-XRCC2 complex; centrosome. Gene Ontology annotation, molecular function: four-way junction DNA binding; single-stranded DNA binding; ATP-dependent DNA damage sensor activity. The record is from RefSeq and is a predicted model, not a curated record. Lineage: Eukaryota; Metazoa; Chordata; Mammalia; Artiodactyla; Delphinidae.